Raphanus sativus (radish) is the source of this 1941-nucleotide messenger RNA. Its product is annotated as glycosyltransferase BC10-like. Lineage: Eukaryota; Viridiplantae; Streptophyta; Magnoliopsida; Brassicales; Brassicaceae. The coding region runs from base 432 to 1607 and encodes 391 amino acids. The record is from RefSeq and is a predicted model, not a curated record. Gene Ontology annotation, cellular component: membrane. The transcript has 10 exons. Gene Ontology annotation, molecular function: glycosyltransferase activity.
UUCUUAAUUUCUUUAUUCAAAAGCAAAGAGAGAGAGAGAAAACAAAUCGAGGAUCUGAAUCGUCUUCUCAGUAAACAAAUACACACUUGUAUCUUCUUCACUCGACACACACAAAUCCAUAUAUAAACAUUUAUCCUCUCUUAUCUAUCUUUAAACGCUUGUCGUUUUGAUUCUAGAGCCCUAGAUCUUAAGCCACUAAGAUCAUCAAACUCUCAUCUUUCUUUAAGAUCUGGGCUGGAUACAAAGAUUCUAGUUUGGUCUACCAAUCUUCUCUUUUCAUUGCCAGUUCCGCGGGAAUCAAACAGUGUAUUAGCUUGUGGAGCAAAAAGAAUCAGGAGGAAGUAAAGUCUUGAUUGCGUCGUACGUUGUGUGGGGUUUUUUAUCUCAAAUGUGUAAAAGAAGUUAAAUAAAGAUUCAAACUUUACUCUCAAAUGGGGGAGACACAGAACCUCCACUCGCCUCUUCGUAACCGCUCUUCUCUAAAGAAGCCCUUACUGAUCCUUCUAUCAGUCUGCAUCACGAGCCUCCUCUUGAUCUGCACUUACACGUACCCACCACAACACAACGUUAAACCCCCUGCUGCUUGCGAGGGUCUGUCCAGCAGAGGCUGCCAAGCCGCUCUCUCAGGAUGGCUUGACGUCCACGUGAGGAAACACACCGACGAGGAAGUCGCCGCUCGAGUUGUGAUAAGAGACAUACUCAGAACUCCUCCUGCUCUGACCUCUAGAUCGAAGAUAGCUUUCAUGUUCUUGACCCCUGGCACUUUGCCGUUUGAGAAGCUCUGGGAUGAGUUUCUCCAGGGGCAAGAAGGGAGGUUCACUGUUUAUAUACACCCGUCGAGGCUAAGACCGGUUCACAUCAGCCGUCACUUUUCAGACCGGGAGAUUCAUAGUGAUCAGGUUACUUGGGGAAGGAUCUCUAUGGUUGAUGCUGAGAGACGGCUUCUAGCAAAUGCUCUUGAGGAUCCAGACAACCAACACUUUGUUCUUCUUUCAGAGAGCUGCAUACCGUUGCAUACGUUUGACUACACGUAUAGAUACUUGAUGCAGGGGAAUGUCAGCUUCAUUGACAGUUUUGAGGAUCGUGGCCCUCAUGGGACAGGCAGACACAUGGAUCACAUGUUACCUGAAAUCCCUAGGCAAGAUUUCAGAAAAGGCGCUCAGUGGUUCACGAUGAAGCGUCAACACGCUUUGAUAGUGAUGGCUGAUAAUCUCUACUACUCUAAAUUCCGGCGGUACUGCAGACCUGGGGUAGAAGCAAACAAGAACUGCAUCGCGGAUGAACAUUACCUCCCUACAUUCUUCCAUAUGCUUGAUCCGGGAGGAAUCUCGAACUGGUCAGUCACAUAUGUUGAUUGGUCUGAGCGUAGAUGGCAUCCAAAGACUUACAGAGCUCGCGAUAUCUCACUUAAGUUCUUGAAAAACAUCACGUCCGAUGACGUGAGUGUACACGUGACAAGCGUUGGCAAGCGGGGAGAAGAGCUUCAUUGGCCAUGUACAUGGAACGGUAUAAGAAGACCAUGUUAUCUGUUCGCAAGGAAGUUCCACUCAGAUUCUGUUAACAAACUGGUCAGACUCUUCCCAAACUACACCAGCACAGUGGUCUGAGAGAGAGAGAGGUAAAGACAGACUCAAGUUCUUGGAACUGUACCAUACGAAAACAGGAACGAAACACUUCCUGAUUAUCUCGAGGUUGGAUUGGAUGGCAGAUUACUGUAAAUUUUCUGAAGAAUUUGAAAAUGCUUUUGGAUGAGACAGGCUACAUACUCUGCUGGUUAAGCUUUAUUAGUAUAACCAGAGAUUUUUUUUUGGUUAUUGUGAUGGUUAGAGUGUACCGGUUUAUGUUGUUGUAACUUGAGCUAUUAGCAGUUAAGCAUAAGGAGUUGAUUACUUUUACAAUGUUAUGUUCCAUAUAAUAUAAUACAAAUAUAAUAUGCAACUA